AUGCCAAAGCUGGUCGGUAUAAGGGGUUCUUCAGGCUCGUGUGUUUCCAUGGGUCUUUUGGCUUGCAAGUUGGGGAAUGGGGAGAGCAUUCGAUUUUUGGAUGAUGUGUGGGUUGGUGACAUGAUGUUGCGUGUAUUAUAUCCACGGGUGUAUGCGCUGAGCUUAAAGAAGAAUGGGGCUGUGUCAGAAAUGGGGCAUAGGAUUGGAGGGAAAUGGGAAUGGAACUUUGAAUUUAGGAGGGGUUUUUUUUAUUGGGAGUUGGACCAAUAUCACGAGUUUCAGUGUCUUAUUCAAUUUGUGUUGUCUAAAGAAGAGCCUGAUAUCAUAUUUUGGAAAGGGGACACAAUGGGCAUGUUUUCUGUAAAAGGAUUAUGCUGUGCUUUGGAGGACAAAUGGUAUUGUGAGGCGGGGUGGGUGGUAUCCAAGGUAAUUAGAAAGCUGGUGCCGGCAAAGGUCACUACAUUUAUGUGGCAGUUGCAACAAAGUAGGGUGGCAACGAAGGCGAACUUGCUGGAAAAACAAAUCAUUCUACCCGAUGGUGGGGUUUGUGGGUUGUGUGUUGAUGGGAUAGAGACGACAUAUCACCUAUUUCUUCACUGCAAAGAAGUAUGGGCGACAUGGUGUUCUGUUGUGCAGAGGGAAGGUUUAUGUUGGGUCAUCACCCAAACAGUAAGUAAUUUGCUGCUUGAAUGGGGAGAAUUGAGAAUCAUAUCUGAUUGGGUGAUGUGGGACAUGAUUCCUUAUGCGCUUGUCUGGACGAUAACGAUAUGGUGA
Messenger RNA from Lotus japonicus, 774 nucleotides. RefSeq lists its product as uncharacterized. The coding region runs from base 1 to 774 and encodes 257 amino acids. The record is from RefSeq and is a predicted model, not a curated record. The transcript has a single exon. NCBI's taxonomy places the organism in Eukaryota, Viridiplantae, Streptophyta, Magnoliopsida, Fabales, Fabaceae.